UCUAUAGUUGUUGAAGAGUAAAUCCACCUUUAUGGCGGCAAAGGUUCAUCCCCAAGUGCUACCUUCCUCUGCCUCCUGCUACUUCACUUCCAAACAAGAAACCUUUACAAUAUGGAUGAAGUCUCUGGUGCUUGGUUGCAAAGGGUGCACUGUCUUUGAUGCCAAGGGUCAACUUGUGUAUCGUGUUGAUAUCUACAGCUGCAAAUGCAGAGAUGAAGUUUAUCUUAUGGAUUUCAAAGGCAAAGUCCUCUUCACCAUACUGAGAAAGAGAUUCAAGUUGUUCAGGUCUUGGGAGGGCUACAGAUCCACAACUACAGAGGUUGGUAGUAAAAAGCUUGGUUUCCAAGUAAGCCAAACCUUGAGGAUUUCAAGAGGGGACUCGCCAUGUGAGGUUAUUGUGGGGUUAGAUGAGAACCAACCCCGUCAUUACAAGAUCCAAAGCUGGGAUAGCAGCAAGUCAGCAUGCAAGAUAGUAGACCAAUUCGGGGGACUUGUUGCAGAGUUAAAGAGAAAGAAAUCAGCAUGUGGGGUUGAUUUAGGCGAUGACGUUUUGACAAUGGUGGUGGAGCCCUAUAUUGAUCACUCUCUUAUCAUGGGUGUUUUUGUUGUGUACAGUCUCAUUAACUGUAAAAUGUGAACAUAUGGAGGCAAUAGCUUGUUCAUUUUGAAUGUUAAUUACUAGUUAUCUGGGAUAUGCUAGCAUGUGCUUCAUGACAUAUUA
Molecule: messenger RNA, 721 nt
Organism: Corylus avellana
Lineage: Eukaryota; Viridiplantae; Streptophyta; Magnoliopsida; Fagales; Betulaceae
Product: protein LURP-one-related 11
Source: RefSeq, a predicted model, not a curated record